Messenger RNA from Alexandromys fortis (reed vole), 4370 nucleotides. RefSeq lists its product as uncharacterized. The annotation marks the transcript as partial. Lineage: Eukaryota; Metazoa; Chordata; Mammalia; Rodentia; Cricetidae. Gene Ontology annotation, biological process: virion assembly; proteolysis; DNA integration. The transcript has 3 exons. Gene Ontology annotation, molecular function: nucleic acid binding; zinc ion binding; aspartic-type endopeptidase activity. The record is from RefSeq and is a predicted model, not a curated record.
GAAUGUUUUAUGUUCGUCUAUUUCUGUUAUUGUGCCUUAUGUUUAUGAUCAUCAGGGAUUUGGAGGAACAUUGUACCUGCGCAGGGCUAGUAUUUGAAAGGGACCAGGCAGUGGGACAGACGUGUCCGGGAACACUCCCUGGCCCAGCCGUGGAGGACGCUUCACAGGCAAUUUGUGAAACUAGGAGCGACCAGGUCAUCUUAGUUUCUAGAGAGUGUGGUUCUUAUCGCCCACUCCCUUCCAGGUUUGUAAUAUCAGUUUUACAUCAGUCUGUUGCCGCGCGGCUCUCGGUCUUGAGUCUGUGUCUGUCAUUUUGUAUUGUUGUUUUUGUCUUUGUGUUUGUUUUUGAGUUGGAAUCUAGUACAAUGGGACAACAAAUAACCACCCCCUUAACUUUGACUUUAGACCACUGGAAAGAGGUUGAGGACAGAGCUCACAACCAGUCUAUGGUAAUCCGAAAGAAACGCUGGCAAGCGUUCUGUUCCGUGGAAUGGCCCACUUUCGGAGUGGGCUGGCCACAGGACGGAACAUUUAAUCUGAAUAUUAUUUUGCAGGUUAAGACAAGAGUCUUUCAGCCUGGCCAGCAGGGCCAUCCUGAUCAAGUUCCUUACAUCGUAACUUGGGAGAGCUUGUCCAGAGACCCUCCGCCCUGGGUCAAACCAUUUGUCCUGCCUGCGGGAGCCGGAAACCCAGUACCAGCUCCCUGGCCCUCCACCACCCCUUUGACUCCGAGGGCGGCAGCAACCCCAACUGCCCCUCCCCUGGACCCGUUGUCCUCUCUCUUCCCCAUGCAGGAGCGACCGAAACAGAAGUCCCAGACCCAGACACCACCAAUCCUCUCUGACAAUCAGUCAGACCUCCUGCUUUUUGACCCUCCUCCUCCUUAUCCCCGGCCUCUUCUGCCCCAGGCCGAGGCAGCCCCCCUCGCGCCUGUUCCUGGGGAACCUGCUGAACCUGAUAUAGACCCUGACAGGCCCCCUAGCCCUGACACGACUGAUACUGCUGAGGGGGGGCCUAACUCGCAGCCAGCAGGCCGGCUGCGGCUCCGCAGAGGGACAUCUGCAAGGGAAAGGUGGACUUCCCAGGCACUACCCCUCCGCUCAAUGGCUGACCAAUUUCAAUACUGGCCUUUUUCAGCCUCUGAUCUUUAUAACUGGAAACUUCAUAACCCCUCCUUUUCCCAGGACCCCCAGGCCCUUACUGCCCUUAUAGAAUCUGUUCUGAUUACUCACCAGCCCACUUGGGAUGAUUGCCAACAGCUUUUGCAGAUACUUCUCACUACAGAGGAGAAACAGCGUGUUUUCCUUGAAGCUCGGAAGAAUGUCCUGGGAGCUGACGGAAGGCCAACCCAGUUGCCAAAUGAGAUAGAGGAUGCCUUCCCUUUGACCCGACCCAAUUGGGACUUCAAUACUCCAGCUGGUAGGGAGCGACUUCGUCUCUACCGUCAGAUUCUGUUAGCGGGUCUCCAAGGGGCUGGCAGACGGCCCACUAAUUUGGCUAAGGUAAGAGCAAUAAUACAGGGGCCUGAGGAAACACCUGCAGGAUUUCUAGAAAGGCUAUUGGAGGGGUACAGAAUGUACACCCCUUUUGAUCCCAUGGCAGCGGAUCGCCAGGCUGAUAUAAUAAUGUCUUUUAUAAGCCAGUCAGCACCUGAUAUUCGUAGCAAGCUGCAGAGGAUGGAGGGACUGCAGGGUUACUCCCUCCAAGAUUUAGUAAAGGAGGCAGAGAGAAUUUUUAACAAAAGAGAGACACCAGAGGAAAAGGAAGAAAGAAGGCGCAAGGAACAGGAAGAGAGAGAGGACAAACGAGAUAAAAAGCGUAGUCGUGAGUUAAGUAAGAUCUUGGCCACAACAGUACGCAGUAUAGAGCAACCUAAGAAGCGCCAGGACAAGGAUAGGGGAGACAAAAGGCGGCCACGAGUGGACCGAGAUCAAUGUGCCUAUUGCAAAGAAAGAGGACAUUGGAUCAAGGACUGCCCAAAACGUCCAGCUGAACCCAAGAAAAAGCCAGUUCCUGUCCUAGCCCUGGAAGACAGUGAUUAGGACAGUCAGGGCUCAGAGCCCCCCCCUGAGCCCCGGGUAACCCUUCUAGUGGGGGGGCACCCUACCACAUUUUUGGUAGAUACUGGAGCCCAGCAUUCGGUCCUCACACAAGCAAAUGGACCUUUGAGUUCAAAAACCUCUUGGGUUCAGGGGGCCACCGGGGGAAAAAUAUACCGAUGGACCACAGAAAGAAAAGUUAAUUUAAACACUGGUCAAGUGACUCAUUCCUUCCUCAUGGUGCCAGAAUGCCCCUACCCAUUGCUGGGCAGAGACCUCCUGUCCAAAGUUGGGGCACAAAUUCACUUCUCAGAAAAUGGGGCCUCAGUUACUGACAAUACUGGCCAGGCUCUUCAAAUUCUAACUUUAAGAUUGGAGGACGAACACAGACUGUUUGAACUGCCUCCUCCCCCGGAGCUGCCCAUCGAUAACAAAUGGCUCCGUGAUUUCCCCCAGGCCUGGGCGGAAACCGCAGGUAUGGGGCUGGCAAGCAAUCAACCUCCUUUGAUAAUAGAGUUAAAACCAUCAGCCACUCCAGUUUCCAUAAGACAAUACCCCAUGAGCCGCGAGGCCCGAGAAGGAAUCAGGCCCCACAUUCAGAGACUUUUAACAUUGGGCAUCUUAAAGGCCUGCCAUUCCCCCUGGAACACACCUCUUCUCCCAGUAAAGAAGCCAGGCACAGGGGACUACAGACCAGUCCAAGACUUAAGGGAAGUUAAUCGCCGCACUCUAGACAUUCAUCCUACGGUGCCCAAUCCUUAUAAUCUCUUAAGUACCCUGCCUCCGACCCAUGUAUGGUACUCAGUACUUGAUUUAAAAGAUGCUUUUUUCUGUCUGAGACUUAGCCCUCAGAGCCAGCCAUUGUUUGCCUUUGAAUGGAAAGAUCCUGAUUCAGGAGUUUCUGGGCAGCUCACCUGGACGAGACUACCCCAGGGAUUCAAGAAUUCUCCAACUCUAUUUGAUGAGGCCCUACACCAGGAUCUGGCCAGUUUUCGCACCGCCAAUCCAGAGGUAAUCUUACUCCAAUAUGUAGAUGACCUCCUGCUGGCCGCAGAGACUGAGCAAAAAUGCCUCAGAGGGACUCGAGCCCUACUCACCAGAUUAGGUGAACUGGGCUACAGGGCAUCUGCUAAAAAGGCACAGAUCUGCAAGAAGCAAGUAGCCUACCUGGGGUACCUCUUGGAGGGUGGACAGAGAUGGUUAACAGACAGUCGGAAGCAGGCCGUGGCACAAAUUCCCCCUCCCAAAGGGGCGCGAGAGGUCCGAGAGUUUCUGGGAACUGCCGGUUUCUGUAGGUUAUGGAUACCGGGUUUCGCUGAAAUGGCCACCCCACUGUAUCUGCUUACCAAAGCCAACGUCCCUUUCUUCUGGGGAGAGGACCAACAACGGGCUUUUGAUAAAAUAAAAAGGGCCCUCCUUUUGGCCCCUGCUUUGAGUCUCCCUGAUGUCACCAAACAAUUCACCUUAUACAUAGACGAGAACAAGGGAGUAGCAAAAGGGGUGCUGACUCAGAAACUGGGACCCUGGAAAAAGCCAGUGGCCUACAUCUCCAAAAAGAUGGACAAUGUGGUGACAGGAUGGCCCCCUUGCCUCUGUAUGGUAGCAGCUGUAGCUACCCUGGUCAAAGAUGCAGAUAAAUUGACUCUGGGCCAACCGCUGACUAUAAUAGCACCUCAUGCUUUAGAGACUGUAAUUCGUCAAACCCCUGAUAGAUGGCUCUCCAGUGCCCGUAUAACCCACUACCAGUUGCUAUUGCUCAACCCUGAACAUAUCACAUUUGGAAAUGCGACGUUACUGAACCCCGCUACCUUGCUCCCCAAUUCGGAACCCACUGUUUGGGUACCUCAUGACUGUCAUCAGAUAUUGGCAGAAUACCACGGGACCAGGGAUGAUUUGACUGAUUGCCGGCUCCCUGAUGCAGAUUAUACCUGGUUCACAGAUGGCAGCAGCUUCUUCAAAGAAGCUUUCCCCACCAAACGAGAAACGGCUCAAAUGGUGGUGAAGAAGAUACUAGAAGAUAUUUUUCCUCGGUUUGGCCUGCCCAAGGUAAUCUGGUCUGACAACGGCCCGGCCUUUGUCUCCCAGGCGCUGCUAAAAGCACUUCAGAUCGUCCAGGCCCAAGUGUGGAGACCCCUAGCUGCUGCCUACCAGCCUGGGCAUCCGGAGAUCUCGCACCCGUUCCAGGUUGGCGAUUCUGUGUACGUGCGGAGACAUCGGUCCCAAAACCUUGAACCUCGCUGGAAGGGACCCUACACCGUGCUUCUUACGACACCUACUGCCCUCAAAGUGGACGGUAUUGCAGCCUGGAUCCACGCGUCUCACGUCAAGCCG